This is a messenger RNA of Aegilops tauschii subsp. strangulata, 1203 nucleotides long. Lineage: Eukaryota; Viridiplantae; Streptophyta; Magnoliopsida; Poales; Poaceae. The record is from RefSeq and is a predicted model, not a curated record.
AUGGAGUUAAUGUCCAGCUACCUUAUUAGCCUUCUUCUCUUCUCGUUCUUAGUCCUUUCUCCCAGAGCCUUCGCCACCGAGGUUACCGACACGCUCGGCAAGGGCCAGAAUGUCACCGACGGCGAGACACUCGUCUCAGCCGGUGGGUCAUUCACCCUGGGGUUCUUCUCUCCCGGGGUGGCUGCCAAGAGAUAUCUUGGUAUAUGGUUCACCCUGUCUGAGGACGUCGUCUGUUGGGUAGCCAACAGUGAAAGGCCUCUCAGUGACUCUUAUGGGGCGUUGGUGAUUAGUGCCAUGGGAAGCCUCCUCCUGCUGGAUAGCUCCGGUCAAGUCGUGUGGUCUUCAAACACAACGGGUAUUGGCUCCACAUCUGUGCAACUGCUCGAGUCUGGCAAUCUAGUCGUGAGUGACGAAAGCGGGGGUGCUGCCAUGUGGCAGUCAUUCGACCACCUGUCGAACACACAGCUUCCCGGAACCAAGAUCGGCAAGAACCUGUGGACCGGUGCAGACUGGCAACUUACGUCGUGGCGUUCAGCAAAUGACCCUUCCGCAGGGAACUUUCGCUACAUGACCGAUGCAGAGGGCGUACCACAAAACAUUCUUUUGGAUGGUGAUCAAGUGAAAUACCGCACCGGACCAUGGAAUGGCCUAUGGUUCAGCGGUGUCACGGAGAUGGCCACAUAUUCUGACAUGUUCACCUACCUGUUGACAAGCACCCCAAGCGAGGUAACCUACGGUUAUGUCGCCAAGCCUGGAGCGCCCUUUUCACAUGUACUGCUCACUGACGACGGAGUAUUCCGGCACCUAGUGUGGGACCAUAGCAGCCGGAAGUGGAAGGUUUUCUUUCAAGGGCCGCGGGACAUCUGUGACCACUACGGGAAGUGCAGGGCAUUUGGUAUGUGCAACGCCAAUGCACCAUUGGCAUCAUUCUGCAGCUGCAUCAAGGGGUUCAGCCCGACGUCUCCUUUGCUGUGGAAGAUUGGGGACACCUCGAAAGGAUGCCGCCGAAACUUGAUGUUGGACUGUGGCAAUGGAGCUUCCACCACGGAUGGUUUCGUGGUGAUGGAGGGGGUGAAGCUUCCUGAUACACACAAUGCAUCGGUGGAUCCGAGCAUCACGUUGGAGGAAUGCAACACAAGGUGCCUGGCAAACUGUUCAUGCCUAGCCUAUGCAGCAUUGGAUAUACGGGGAGGAAGCGUUUGA